Molecule: messenger RNA, 11328 nt
Organism: Mycena citricolor
Lineage: Eukaryota; Fungi; Basidiomycota; Agaricomycetes; Agaricales; Mycenaceae
Source: the annotation of a GenBank genome assembly
AACGUUUUGACCCAUCCUCAAUGCCUCGUCGAGAUGAAUACACAGUCAUAGGCUCCGGCUCAGAUGAUUCAUUUGACGACGAUGAAGGUCCGCCGCGCAAGGGAAAGGGCAAGGACAAGGCUGGUAAACGCAAAAAGGACAAGGGGAAAGGCAAAGCAACAGACUCAGCAUAUGCAUGGGAAGCGUCGUAUACGCGUUCUUGGGAUACUGUUCAAGAGGAUGAAACUGGGAGUCUACAGUCAGCAGUCGAGGGGUGGAUGGCACGCGGCCGAAGACGUAGGCUAUUGGCACCCACGGCUGUUCGUCGAACUAUAAUUCGCCAUUUGAUUUUGGUGCUCGAUCUUUCCUCUGCUAUGCUGGAUCGCGACAUGCGCCCGACACGAUUCGACCUUAUGUUGCAAUAUGCGCGAGAGUUCAUCGUCGAGUGGUUUGAUCAGAAUCCCCUGGGUCAAAUCGGCAUCAUUGGAAUGAGGUCUGGUGUGGGUGAGCGCUUUGGAGAACUCUCUGGCAAUCCUCAGGACGUCUUGAAAUCCAUCGCUGAUCGGCAUAGACUGGAGCCUGCUGGAGAACCGAGUCUCCAAAACGCAGUUGAGCUUGCCAAGAGCAGUAUGAGUCACCUACCCACUCAUUCUUCGCGCGAAAUCAUCAUUCUCUUCGGGUCUUUGACCACCUGCGAUCCCGGGAACAUACACGACACUCUAGAUGACUGCGUCACUAACAAAAUCCGGAUAUCUGUGGUCGCUUUAGCGGCUGAAAUGAAGAUCUGUAGAGAAAUGUGUGAUAAAACCACUGGCCAGUUCGGUGUUGCGCUCAAUGAAGGGCAUUUCAAAGACCUUCUCUUUGAACUCAUCCCCCCACCUACACAACAUGCCGCUGUAAAGAAUGCCGCUAACGGGGCACCUGCCGCUGGCGCCAAUCCUGCCGCGGACCUCAUGAUGAUGGGUUUCCCUACCCGACUACCAGACUCGUCUCCACCAAGCCUUUGUGUUUGCCAUUCGGAAAUGCGAAGUGAAGGUUUCAUAUGCCCGCGGUGCCUCGCCAAAGUGUGCGACGUUCCAACGGACUGCGACAUCUGUGACUUGAUGAUCGUGAGCUCACCGCACCUGGCUCGGAGCUACCACCACUUGUUCCCUGUCAAACCAUAUGUUGUAGUAAUGAAUUUGGUUGAUGCAUCGCACUGUAAGCAAUGCACUGGCUGCGCUCGACCGUUCCCCACGGUGGCACAAACUAUGGCAUUGGAUGCAUUGAGUCCUAUAGGAAGAUAUCGUUGUCCUGAGUGCCAAGGAGAUUUCUGCUCGGACUGUGACGUAUUUGUACACGACGUGGUUCACUGUUGUCCGGGCUGUGGGAAAUAAAUAAAUGUGUCGUGGUCUAUUUGGCUGGCACGUGCACGUGUCUUGAUCCUCUAAUAGUCGCGGCUUUAUCGCUUUCGGUCCCCUACAAUGGCGCCAAAGAAAACCCCUACUGCGACCAGCAACAGCAGCAAAAAGAUCACGGAUUGGUUUUCGCGCGUGUCCGGACCUCAGGCAUCCUCCAUUCCUAUCAGCUCCCUCGCGCAGAUCAAACAGCCGCGGAUUCCACCUUGUGCCGGCCAGGAGGCCAUCCCCGUGUCGUCCUUCUCCUACCUGAAAGAAUCCAGUGGAACUCGCCCUGUCAUCAUUGUCUCUGACCCAUCACCGACACCCGCGACGCGCGCGACCGCUGCAGCCGUAGAUUCCGUCCCCCCAGCGUCUAAGCGUGCCGCGGCGGCGAAGCCCAUGUCCAAGGCCUCGAGUUCCACGUCUGUGAAGAUGCCCCUCAAGCGAGUCACCAGAACAGACUCUGACUCAGAGCUCGACGAAGGCUCGGGCACUAUCCGUAUCCCGCACUCUCGGGCACGAGUGCAACUACCUUCGACCUCCGUUGCAUCCGACAAAGAAAACAUCAAGCAAAGGACGUCGUCUACACGCAAGAAACCGCGUAUCUCGUCCCCGGAUCCCGUGCCCCUCCUUCCCCCACUCCUGCAGGCCCUCGUGAGGUCCGGGUCCCCAGCAGCCAAUCUGAGGAAGAGGAGCUGGUUCGUCAGCCCAUCGCAUGUGAACCGGACGCCAUCAUGGAGGACGUGGACCGAUGGCGGAAAGAUACAGUGGUGGAGUCUGACCCAGCCGUGCUUGAUGACUGUGAAAUGACCAUUCCCGAGCCGCCAGAGGCUAUUCCAAUGGAAUGCGAGGAUCAGUCCACGACGCGAGAAUGCACACCGGAACCGCGCGUAUCUCAGCCGACUAUGCUGACGACACCACAAAGAAUACGCCCACAUCCCUCACUACCCAAUACGCCGGUGGCGUACACCGCAGAAUCAAAGGCUGCAAAAAUGAUCGCGGAAAUCCGCGCGCGAGCCCAGGCUGCUGUGGCUGCGGCUUCCAGUCCGGAGAGCUCACCUCAAAUGGAGCUUCGUGAGCUUGAUGAUAGUGACGAGGAGGACUUUCUAGAAAUGCCUAAAGCUAGAGCUGAUCCAUUCAUCGUUACCAAAGUCGAGUCCCCCCCACGACGUGAACUCCGUGAGCGAAAACAAGUCAAGAUAGAGCGUUUAUCCCCUUCUCCUCUUCCGGCCAAGCGGCGUAAGGAGCUUCCGUUUGCGUCCAUCAUCCGGGAGCAUAAACUAGGAGAGAAGAAAGGCACUGGAAUGGCGGCUGUCCGUCGUGCCGAGGCUGCUAUGCGUGAAAGCACCCCCUUGUCGGUUGACGACUGGGACGAAAUCGAGGAUGAUUCGCCCAGUUCCUGCAAUAGCAGCGACGGCGUGCUAUUGAACAACGUAGACCAAGUCAGACUCUUUGGAGAGGAGGCUGGCAAGGCAAUCGGCGGCAUUCUCGAUCGGGAGCGCGCCAAUCGCCAAGAGGCCCGGGAGAAACGUAAGAUCUCUGGCGUUCCACUAUGGGACCUCGCGCAGGUGCCAAUCGAUACAAAUUUUUUGGUUCCCACCUUCCCGGAGUAUGCCCGAAAGCAUCCAGUUCUGGACAUGCUGAGGUCCAGUAUUAAUCGAGGCAAUUACAGCAGAGCAGCGCUGUUAUUGAACUGCGAUAUUCUCUCGACACUGGACUUGGAAGACUCGACAAUGGAAUAUCUGUUUGAAUUGGCCAUGGCCCCACGGGUCACACCGCUGACUAAGCCAGCCCUCAACGCCAUGCUGCACGUUUGUCGGACUCGUGCCGUGCCACUGAGAACGCUCCAGAUGGCACUGGUUCGUCUUGGAGCGAGCCCAUGUGCUCUGCGCGAUCUGGGAUGGGAUCUCUCAGCCACCAGAUCUGAGUGUGGGGCAGAGCGCGAGGGCCCUCUCUUCAGCAUUGUUCAGCUUGUGGCAGCCUCCGUCGAUUCCUUGCGUCACUCGCCAUCAGUCAUCCCUCACUUUAUCAUGGCCGUGCUGUUGAUUGCGAUGGACCCCGCGACGUCAUCUCAGCUUUGUAGGGAGAUAACGGUCAUCAUAGAUCGUCUUUGUCACGCGCUGUCCCCAGAGCCUGACAUCAUUUGUGCUACACUGGAAAUUGAUCUGUGUAAUCAGCUGAUUAAGUUCACGUCAGAAAUUGAGCCUGUGAACCAGGCACGAGCGGUGUCUCUCGUAGCUGGUGGAUCCAGACGGACGAUGCGCGUCGCUCGUUGGCUCUCAUAUGCCAUUCUGACCAACACCGAGUCGCUUUCACCUCAAUCUUAUGGGAACCUACCUCCGCUCCAAGUCCUCUUGGAUCAAGCUAUACUUCCAGAUCGCUCUGCGGAUGGCUCGCAUGGAAUCUUCGAAUUGCACGAGGGCACAGAUUACGUUGACCUUGCUCUGCAUGUUCACAUCCUUGGAGUGGCUGUGUCAGAUGUUGAAGGCUAUGUCUGGGCCGACAGGCAAAGAACCCUUGAGCUUGCGUGUACGAGUCCCAGCAAGUCUUCGUCGGCAGUCGAGAGCGACCUGACGAUGGUUCGGGAAGGCAUCGAGAAGUUACAUUCCCGAAUCGUCGAUACACGAGCGGCUCAUCUUGAUCGCUCUCGUGCCAAAGCGGCACUGAAGCAACUUUCGAUGCGCAUACACUAUCAGCAGCAAGCAGCGAUGCGAUCCAAACUCAAGGGCAAGGCACAUAUACAACAGUACUUCAGGCCAUCGUAGCCCCGUUGACGCGGGUACUAUUUACUAUACCUCUUACUUCUAGUCUACAUUAUUCAUCUUCGAUCUUCAUCUUCGAACUGCAUUUUACACUAGCUAGCCUUACCAUGCAGUAACUACUUACUAUACUUCUCAUGGUCACUGUCCUGAUGGAUCAGUUCAAAUCCAAUUCAAUGUUCCACUGCUGAGAUCGACUGGACUGCUCUCGAAUCUCCUCCGCAGUCACAUCCUGUUCGAUAUCCCACUCGGGGCUCUCUUCUCGGCGUGCAGUCGUCUUAGCCUUGCCCGAGGUCGAAUGAGCACUCAGGUGCUCCAAAGUAUUCGUCGCAUUGUUUCGGAUCGGCUUCUCAAAGGCGCUCUUGAUAUUCCGUACCUUGACUUGCCCAAAGCCAGGAAGAUUCAUCAGCUGGUCUGAUGUCGCCCUGGAGAUAUUGGCGAAGCUCUGACAGUCGCAUUAUUCGUGCUGAGCGCAUUGUGACGGGACUGACUGACACCAAAAGCCGUGCGCAGAGAUUCGACAUCCGUUUUGUUGACCUUGCUGAUACUCGUCAAAGAGGCCCUCAAAAGGGAAUCAUAGUCUUUGUCGACGCGCUCCUUGAUCAGAUCGGGAGGCUUGUGCUCGAAUUGCUUGAGAGUAGAUAGGUAGUGGCCGGCCUCAUCGACGCUGGACAUGAAUUUCUGUCAAGUCUUGCGGUGAUCAAUAAGAACGUACGAGAAUGCCACGAGAAUGGUUAUUUCGUUGAUCAGACAAACCUGGCAUACGAAAGUGAAGGGAGGAACGACGUUCGAGGUAAUAAACGCAGUACUUUGGUCAAUUCUCGAAUCGGAUCUCGAUGUUCUGUCUGUUCUUUUGGAGAAAUCAUCGUGUGAAAUGCUGUCGCAACUCACUACAUCACACAUUACAAGAAGGAUUCUCAGCGUAUACAUAUGACGCCCAAGUUUUUCGAUCCGCGUGUGGAUAUAUUCGGGAUGUAGGCGGUGGUACUUCAAACUAGCGCCGGGUUCAAAGGGAUAAGCACAAGAAACUUGAUGAUCACCUCAAGAAUAGGACUCCGGUUGUGCGUCCAACUUGGUAGUCGCAUGGAAUCUCGCCAAAUUCCUUCGAAACGUUUUUGAUGGCUUCAAGAACAGGAUUGCCUCUCUGGACUGGGCUGACAACGAUGGAAUUGCCACUGGCAGCAGGAAUGACGACGGGUGGUGGAGGCAUCGCAGCUUUCGAGGGCGGGUUACUGUACACAGCCACAUGACAGCGUCCACUGUCAGAUGAACACGAGUCGUCACGGAUUCACGUGAUAGUCACAUGCCCGCUUGAAGUCACACCCAACUUGCAUUUGUGUGUCUGUGAUCGAUCACUCUCCUUGCUUUCUGACCACAGUCAUCUACGACCGAGCUCGGAUACGCCCCAACCCUCAUCAUAGACUGCUACGCAACAUAGGGACUACCAAGUUCACGGCCGGCCCAGUGUGUUUGAGAUGUCAGACGGGCGGUCGGACAACAAGUUGUUCAGCCCUGUGAAGUACUAUCUGCCGGAGACCUUCUCUCAGGAGCGCAGGCUUCAGCUCAGGCAAGCAUUGGACACUAAUGGUGGACGAAACACGAGCAUCAAUAGCUGCACGCAUAUCAUCACGAACUCGGCACGCUUUCAGGGUUGGCAGAAUGUGACGAAGACCGUGAAGGUCGUCAGCGUUCUUCCAGGUGACCUAGUGGCCAUGGAGGCGGGAAUCAAAGCUCUCGGAGGCCAGUGGCGUCAUGGGCUCACGAGAGACGUAACCCAUCUCUUCGCGACAUCUCCGGACUCGGAUAAAUAUGCUGCCGCAGUCAAGCACCGGGAAUCUACACUUUUGAAGAUUCUUCUGCCGCAUUGGUUCGACGAUGUUGUGCGUUUUGGAUGCAGAAACCUGUUGACCGGCCCUUACGAAUGGCCGAAUCCGAAAGCUCUCGAGAAGCAGCCAUCUGAAGAAGCCAUGAAAGCCGAACGUGGUCUGUGGAGAUCGUCGUCUGAGAAGCGAAAUUACUUCAAGACAGUAGAAUGGAAGACCGGCGACGAUCCUAUGCUUCCAAUCCCAGAUGACAGGCAGCACGAAGACAUCUGGAGUGGUCGCCAAGUCCUCCUCAGCCAUGAUCUCGAACUCUCGGAUCAACAGCGGAUUGUGGUCGAGGACGCUAUCAAGAACACCCGUGGUGUGAUCAUGGCUUGCUCGUCGACGGGCUCUGAGCGGGACGAGGAAGAACACAAACUCGUGUCAAAAUGCGAUGUGUUCGUAUCACAAUGGAGAUCAGGCAGUGCUUUUUUCCGGGCCGUUGAAGACGGAAAGAUCGUCGGGACCCUAAACUGGAUCUUUUUUGUCAUCUCGACUGGCACUUUGACCAGCCCCAUGGAUAGGUUCCUCCAUUUUCCAACGCGGAAAACGCCGCUGGCGGAAGACUUCUCAAAGCAGGUCAUCACGAUCACCAACUUCACCGGCGAGACACGUGAUUACUUGAAGCGGCUCAUUCUCUCUAUGGGUGCCAAGUUUACCCCAAACAUGGGCCCGAUCAACACGUUGAUAGUUGCCGCCCAUCUGGGUGGGCAGAAGGCUGCCAGAGCACUGUCGUGGUCUCUGCCGCUUGUGAAUCAACUGUGGCUCGAAGACUGCUUUGCCCAAUGGAAGUACAUCAGCCCGUCCAUACACAAGUAUAUCGACUUCCCGCCCAACGUCGACUUUGCUCGGAUGUUGGGAGAACGGGGCACGCUGGAUAGCAUGGAGGAUCUCGAGAAGGAGGAAGAGGAUGACAUCUUGGCAAGGAGCAAGCCCGCGAGCGUUAGAUCUGCUAGCGAGCGGAAGCCCCUUGGAACGGAGAGCAGUAUCAAAGAGGUCCAAGCGUUGCUGAGCGCACAGUCCAGGAAACUGAGCGACCCUCGGGUUGUUUCAGCUUCGGUCAGUCCUUCGAAAGCCAAGCCUGACAAUGAGAGCCUGAAGCGGAAGGCAUCGACAUUCGAUAAGGUAGCUAACAAAGUACGAGAGGAAGAGGAUGAACCUGCGCCUCCCCCCAAGAAACGGGUCAAGGCGGACAAAGUGACUUUCGACGAUGUCGCUGCAAAAAAACCCAUUGGAUCUAAACGCAAAAAUGUGGUAACGCCUGUCGAAAAGCCCACCAAAGCAUCGUCUAGCACACUUAACGACGUCCCGGCACCCAAGGUCGACAGUGUGACUCACACGUCUCCGAAAGCCGGUCACGGGGACCAAAAGUUGAACAAGAGUGGUCAGCCGCUCGAGUUAGCCCCAAUUCUGGCAGCACCUGGUCCUCGCACUUCAUCUAACACAACGAGAAGGACGAAACAAGCGCAGCCCGACGAAGGGGAAUCGGAAGUGGAGAGCAAGGGGGAUACUGAUGUAGAGAUGCUACCGCCUUCGACCUCGAAGGGUAAGGGCAAAGCAGCGAACACGAGCAAAUCGAAAAAGCUUGACAAAGGUAAAGACAAAGACAAAGACAUCGGGACGCCAGCAGUCAAAGAAAAGGGAAAGAGCAGUAGCGUGUCAUCGAAAAAGUCGAAGAAAUCAGAAGAAACAAAUGAGGACGUCGAGAUGCCUCCUCCGAAAGCCAGAAACAAAGUCAUCAAGCCCAAGGAGCCGAAACAAAUGAGGAGCAAGUUUCAGGUCGUAUGGGGCUGUCUGCCCGAGUAUCUUAUAAGUGUUCAAUCUUCAAGCGCUAGAAAAUCGGUGACGACUGUCAGAAUCGCGACGACCCAAGUCAUCUUAUCUGAUGCUGUUAACAAGGCGAGUUCCACUACUAAUGUUCCGGCCAAGCCUGACCAUUGGGAGCAGAAUCUAGAAAAGUUGGGCGUCAAACUGACCCAGAAAACCUCGGAAUGCACCCACCUUAUCGCAAAGGGUUUUGUGCGAACCGAGAAACUCAUGUGUGCGCUAGCAGCAGGAGCCUACAUCGUGUCAGAAAAGUGGGCAACGGAUUCAAUAGCCGCCGAUAAACUUCUGCCUGAAGAGAAAUACCUGAUCAAAGACAAGGACGGCGAGGCUAAAUGGGGCGUUAAACUCAUAGACGCCAUGGACCGCGCGAAAGAACUCGAUGGAAAGCUCUUUGAAAAUCAUAUUUUCUAUGUCACACCGAAAACUGCGGUUGACACCAAGCUUCUCAAGACAAUUGUUACAGCUCAAGGCGGAAAGUUGAACGUCCAAAAUCCGACUAUACGCAUUCUGAAAGGAUCCGAAAACAAGUUUGUCAUAUCUUGUCCGGAGGAUAUCUCGAUCUGGCGCUCAUUGGCGUCUGAUUAUCCCAUUUACUCACACGAGCUUUUGCUCAACUCUACAUUGGCCCAGCGGAUCGAUUGGGACAAUCCAGCUUAUCGCAUUGCUGGCCCGGCAUAAUUAUCAUUAUAGUUACUUAUUUUAUGACGGUUUGGGCAAGAGCAGAUACUGUAUCCCUAGCGCUUCACUGUAGCACUUGCUGCAAGUAAUUGUGGUUGUUUCACAUAAUAUGAUUAUGUCAGCAAUCUAACUUGUCUAGUACUUACACCGCGUCGAGGUCUGUCGACCGACUGCUUAUGGAUGGCUCGGACGACUACUUUGGCCAAGACGAAUUCGAACUUGACCAACAGACUCUCGAUGUGUUGAAUUCUGAGGAACGGAAGUUUGCGUUGUCGCAGAUUCCUCCCAGACGCGCACCCGUACCUGCACCUGCACCACCGCCAUCCAAGCGGCAGAGAACGGACAACGGAUGGAAGGCGACUGCGUCUCAUGUGGAUGAGAAUGACAUACCCGACAUUGUCGUUGGUCGGGACGGGGCGUACAUGGUGCGCGGCCCACCGCGGCCGCCACCGGCUCAGAGUACCUUGAGAUCGACCGCGGUCACUCCAGCGGCCCAGACUCACGCGUCAAUCGCCUCUGCAAGCGGGAACGCUGCGAGAAACAUGCGUUUCAAUGCCUCGACACGGCCAAGCGAUGCGCCGACCGCGUUUCAGCGCGCGCCCUCUGCACAACCUGAACCUCCCAGCGUACUCCCACCUCCGUCGCGAAGACCUGCCGACGGCGCCGAAAAAACGCAGCUGGCUGAACUCGACAACUUGCGAGAACAGCUUGUCGAGUUACAAAAAGAGAAAGAGAAGUACCAAGUCGAGCUCAAGGAGGCCGUCAGAGAGAGGAUGGCGAAGCAGGGGGAGGUCUCCGUGUUGAGGAGAGGUAUUGAGAAGACAGCUCAAGACCAUGCGUCCCAUGUUGCUAGGCUGAAGGACUCAAAGGAGGCGGCUGAAAGUAAGCUAGCAGCCGCACAGAGAGAGGCAAAGGCCGAGGUGGAGCGGAUGAAAACGCAGUUUAUCUUCAAGCAACACGAGAUGGAAAGCACUUCUCGAAAGCCGCCGAUGUCUACACGCGCGAGGCGGAUAAUGCGGGACAUUCCGUCUACUCCACUGCCCACGCACAGCGUCCAGCGGACAAGGACACAGGAAGAUUUGCUGGAGCAGUCUCCUGUACCUGUUCGUUUCGCGCCCCGGAAAUUGCCUGACAAGUCGAAGAAGCCGCUCAAGUUGAUGGGGUUCCAGAACUCAUUCGUGGACGGCACACCUGUGAAGGCAGCAAUCCGGCUGACAAAGAUGGGGGAACCGAUAAUCGAGAAGGAACUUCCCAGGCCGAUGUCGCCUUCUAGUCCCAUCCCGUUUCCACGAGAGUUGCAGGAUUCGAUGGCCGCUGAGCCAUUCGAUGAGCCCAUGAACGGACUGGGUCCCGACCUGGAGUCGACGGUCGAAGAGAUUCGUUCGAUAUCGGCCUUCAACUGGAAGAGCGAGUUAACAAGAAUUCUCUUGACUCACUGUUGCGCCAAUCACGCGUCACCUAGCUUGAAACUCCUCGCAGGACUGCAACCUUCGAAUGAAUAUUCGGAGACAGUCAACUCUCUGUUUGAAGUGGCUGCUAGUACAUCUCACUAUACAGACUACGAAGGGUCUCUUCCAUUGCUCUGUCAAAGUCUAAUCUCCAUGAUCAAGAUCCUGAGCACAUCUAGUCUGCUGGAUCCCCUUGCGAUCUUGCUCGAUCUCUCAUCUUACCUGUGUUGCUCACUGCCCAAUAUUGCUUCUUCUCUGCUCUCUUGCCAAGAGGAUGUGCUCGAUAUCCUGUGCUCACUAAUCAAUGCCCAUCUCAAGCCGGCGCAGUGCAUACCAUCAUUGGCGCAACAGACCAUCGGCUUACUUGAGGCUUUGUGCUGGAAUCUCACCGACGAACAAGCCGAAAGAUUCACUACAUUUUGUCGCCGGCGAGAUAUACUUCUCCUAUUGCUUGACUCCCUGCAGCCGAAGGAGUCUCUAAUAUGUUUCACACGGCUGCUGGGCACAUUGGCCACUUUUCCUAGACUAUCACGUGAUCUCAUGUUCUCGGCAGACAACGACCAAUCCUCUUUGGCACAUAUCGAUCUGUUCUGCUCGCAUCUGAUCCACAAACAAUCUCAAGAUAUUCAUGGCAACAUUCUCCAAAUGCUCAGUGCCUUGUCCAUCGCUCACUCUGACAUACCGGCCUCUUUGGUUUCAAGAACUUGCUGUGUUCCAUCAAUAGUUCUUUUUCUUUCAAACACAACUUCGAUCCUUUGGGAAGGCGACGAGGACGUCAUCUCCGACGAAGACUUAAUCUCGAGAUCGAUCCAAAUCCUCUCUCACGCAAUCAUCCUGUUUCACCAUCUGAUGUUUGACGUGGAGCCUGGGUUCAACCUUCGGGAUUUGCUGCACCACCCGCCGUCUCGUUCAUUCACCGGAAUCUCCCACAUGUUCAUCGUCACAUUCGGUCGACUGUGCAGUGACGCUCCCGACUGGCUCAAUUCGGCAGAUCAGGAGACGAUGGCGGUCCUCUCAGUCAUGGCGCAGGACCUUCUCGAUCUUGUCGUGGAAGGACCGGAGGUCGAUGCGAUCGUCGCUGCAUACCAGAGGGAUGCUGAUCAGGGCAGUAUGACUCAAGUAGACGAUAUGGAGGCAGAGCUUCUGGGGACCUAAUCUGUGAUUAUUCAGUCUAGAUGGCCAAUCGACACGCACCUGUCGACAAAAGCCUUUCACCCAUUGCAUUUUCUUCUUGACAGCUCUCGAAGGUCUUGGGGCAUCCGGUCCCGAGAGACGCCGUAGAGUCACUUCGCAGGUCUCGGCGCGGUGCUUUGCGCUCAGUCGCUGUACGAAGCGAUCGACCGUCCGGUUGUCAUCCCUGAUUUUCGACUCGACGAUACUGCCUGACGUCACGUUC